GCCACCAAAACGAAACGAGGAACCGUGUGGGUCCUACAGGAGCAGCAACUUUCCCAUGUUUUUACGCUGCAGACAAACGUCGUCUCUCUCUCUCUCUUCACUCUCUCCUUGAGCUCCCUCCCAGAUCCAUCCAGGUAUAUUUGUAUUGAUUGAUCGACUAGAUUGAACACAUGUGGGGUUCUGAUUUGCUCAGCUGAAAACAAUGUGAAUAGAUGUAAUGUUAAAUUUUGGAGUUAUUAAAUAGCUUUGUUUAUGUGUUUGUACCUUGCUAUUUUCUCCAACUUAGUAUUUUAAUAAUUCAAAUGGAAGAAAUACAGUCUCAAUCAGAUAACUAUAGAUCGCCAUCUUCAUCAGCAAGUAGUCCUGUGAGUGGGGCGCCUUCAAGUAAUUUUUUUUAUAUGCGAAAACCCGGUUCCGUUAGACAACCCAUCUCAUUUGAGGAUUCACCAGACUGGGAAGAUACAGAUGUCGAUGUUAGGGUGGAGGAAAGAGGUGACUCCAUUGAUGCUGCAACCACUCCAGCCUCCCCAACUUUUUCAAAGCGUAAUAGUGGGUCCUUGCCGUCCCCACCAUUACCGGAGGGUGCAGUUGUUGCGAGAAAGGUUGCAGGGGCUUCAGUUGCGUGGAAGGACUUGACUGUUACUAUAAAUGGGAAAAGGAAGUACUCUAAUAAGGUUGUGAAGAGUUCAAAUGGUUACACAUUACCAGGGACGAUUACCGUAAUUAUGGGUCCUGCCAAAUCUGGUAAAUCGACACUAUUGAGAGCUCUUGCAGGAAGGUUGCAUGACUCGGCCAAAAUGUAUGGUGAGGUGUUUGUGAAUGGAGUGAAAUCACGCCUGCCAUAUGGGUCCUAUUUUGUAAAUUUUGACGUGGCACUACCUCUUUAUCAUCUUGACAGUGUCUCUGCACUUCUGAUGAUGGUUACAUUAAAGAAGCUUGCAAACACAGGUUGCACUCUUAUAUUUACUAUCUACCAGAGUAGUACAGAAGUGUUUGGCCUCUUUGAUCGAAUCUGUCUGCUUUCAAAUGGAAACACACUGUUUUUUGGAGAGACAUUGGCUUGUUUGCAGCACUUUUCAAAUGCGGGAUUCCCUUGCCCAAUUAUGCAAAGUCCUUCUGAUCAUUUCUUACGCGCGAUAAAUACAGACUUUGACAGGAUCAUUGCAAUGUGUAAAAAUUGGCAGGAUGACCAGGGAGAUUUUUCAUCUGUAAACGUGGACACUGCCAUUGCAAUUCGCACCCUCGAAGCAACUUAUAAAUCAUCAGCAGAUGCCACUGCAGUUGAGACUAUGAUAUUAAAACUCACAGAGAAGGAAGGCUCAUCUCUCAAAAGCAAGGGGAAGGCAAGCAUUGCCACACGAAUUGCAGUCUUGACUUGGAGAUCCUUAUUGAUUAUGUCAAGAGAGUGGAAAUACUACUGGCUUCGGCUGAUUCUCUAUAUGCUUCUUACAGUCUGUAUUGGUACAGUAUUUUCUGGAUUAGGGCAUUCCUUGUCAUCUGUCAUGACUAGAGUUGCAGCAAUAUUUGUAUUUAUAUCAUUUACUUCACUUCUAAGCAUUGCUGGAGUACCUGCACAAGCAAAAGAAAUCAAGAUAUAUGCAUGUGAACAAUCAAACCAGCAUACGGGAGCGUUCGUUUUCUUACUUGGGCAACUCCUCUCAAGUAUCCCGUUCUUGUUCCUUAUCUCCGUUUCAUCCAGUGUUGCCUUCUAUUUCUUCAUAGGGCUGCAAGACCAAUUCAGCUUGUUGAUGUACUUUGUGCUGAAUUUCUUCAUAUGCCUCUUAGUAAAUGAAGGACUAAUGCUGUCUGUUGUUACCAUUUCUCAAGACGUCUUCUGGAGCAUCUUGACACUAGUGUGCAUACAUGUGAUAAUGAUGCUUUCAGCGGGCUAUUUCAGAAUCCGAAGUGCUUUGCCUGGACCAGUAUGGAUGUACCCAGUAUCCUAUAUUGCUUUCCACACUUACUCUAUCAAGGGGCUCUUGGAGAACGAGUACAUCGGGACAUCCUUUGCAGUCGGGCAGGUAAGGUCAAUAUCAGGUUAUCAGGCUCUUCGAAGCGCCUAUGAUGUCUCUCCUGAUGGUAAAUCCAAGUGGCAAAGUUUACUAUGGUUGUCCCUCAUGGCGGUUGGGUAUCGUAUUCUUGUCUUUGUUUUGCUUCAAUUUCAUGUCAGAAAAAACUUACCUGCUUUUAGAUUUUUCCAGCGUAAUCAGAACACAAACAAUGCAUGAUGAAUGUAAGUGUACUUAUAAUAUGCAUCCUUUGGUGGUUCAGAUUUUGUAAAUUUUGCUGGCAUUGCUAUUGUUUUUGUACAAGGAAAGAAACAUGGAAUGGAAUACAGAAAUAUUUUGUGCAA
Molecule: messenger RNA, 2353 nt
Organism: Camellia sinensis
Lineage: Eukaryota; Viridiplantae; Streptophyta; Magnoliopsida; Ericales; Theaceae
Source: RefSeq, a predicted model, not a curated record